Molecule: messenger RNA, 1509 nt
Organism: Encephalitozoon romaleae SJ-2008
Lineage: Eukaryota; Fungi; Microsporidia; Unikaryonidae
Exons: 1
Coding region: 1-1509 (502 amino acids)
Biological process (GO): translational initiation
Cellular component (GO): eukaryotic translation initiation factor 3 complex
Molecular function (GO): RNA binding; translation initiation factor activity; translation initiation factor binding
Source: RefSeq, a predicted model, not a curated record
AUGAACAACCAAAUCCUAAUCAUUGGUCUUGACCAGGAGAAAAACAGUCUACCUGAAAUUACUCCAGACAACUCCCUGUUCAGAGAUGGGCUGUGUAUUGUGCAAUUGAAAACUUCCCAACAAGCUGGACUUCUUCUUAGGAAGCUUGAGAAUUUCUCCCAUGUUAAAGCCUAUUCCUUGAAAGAUUUCUACGAUACAAUGAGUUCAGAGGACAAGGAGUAUGUUCCAUUGAAAAAAUUAGAGCCCAGGGAAUUUGUCGACUUCCAGUUUUCUGGACGUGAGCAGUUUGUAAUACUCAACAACGGUAUUCUUUCCUUAUUUGAGCAGAAGAACAAAGAGUUUGAAGAGAUAAGUGGAUUCAACGAUGUUAGAAAGUGCAUGGUCAGCAACGAUGGAGUAUUUGUAUGCUUCCUUGUAGAUAGCACAAUCGAAAUCAGAGUUGGAAGGCGUCUUGAGGUAUUCAGCAAGAUUAAACUCAAUGACGAGGUUGUAGACGUGUCAUUCAGCCCCGAUAACAAAUUCAUUGUAGUUUUCACAAGGAAAGAAACCAGUGUAUGGAGCACAUUCAAGAACGAAUGUCUUGUUAGGCAGCAAGGAGGUAAGGGGGAGAUUGCAUUUGAUGAAGAUUGUGUCUACUUCCUGGAUAAAGGCAAGGCCUUUUCUCUUUCAUUGGGUAAGGAAGUCGCACUCGAUCAAAAACUCUCCAACGUGAAAUUUAUCAAGUACCACAAUGAUCAGAAAGUGGAGUUCAGUAGUGAUAGGGUGCAGAGAAUCAGAUACACCAAGGGAGAGCAUAAACUCUCUAAGUCACAUGCAAAUAUCGAAGAGAUCAAGUUCCACUUUUCGGAAAACAGGUGCUUUGCGCUCAUAACAAAGAACAUACAAAAGAAAAAUGUCCAGUUUGUGGAAUCUUAUGGAAUGGAUGGAAUAACCCUUACGCAACUUGAGGGAUGUGUAGAGCAGAUGGAAGUGUCCGAUAAGAUGUUUGCCAUUGUAGAUUCAAAGCAAACACUUCUAUUAUAUAGUAGAGACAAGUUUGGAUUUAACAUGAUAAAGCAGAUCAAAAAGGAGGACGAUCUUUUCAUUGCACUUUAUGAUGAAAUAUGCUGUGUCCAUGAUUCCGAUACAGGGAAUAUAGAAUUCUAUGAUAACGGCGAGCUAAGAAGUGCCUAUUCUCACCCAUCAUGCACAUCCAUUUUAUGGUCACACAGUGGACUUUAUGCAGCUUCUGCUUCUGCUGGAGAUUGUUCAAGCGGGUUAGUUCAGAUGUUCAAUAGAAAUGGAAAGCUCCUCUGGAAAAAGGUGUUUAAUAGGCUUUCUUUGCUUAUGUGGAGGCCUUUCAUACGUAUUCCUGAAGAAGAUAAGGCAAAAGCUAUAGAGCAGUUCGAAGGUACCGUCACAGAUGAAGUAAGCUCGUCGGAGGAACAUACCGUGGAUGUUGAUGAACUCCUCUCUAAGUGGAAAAGUUAUCUCAUUUCCAGAAAACAAAGAGUUUUGUCAUUGAAAUAA